AUGGCUGACGGAAUGUCGUUGUCUCACACCCAACUCUCCUCCCCGUCCUCCGCCUCCGCCUCCCCCACGAAGCUUUGCUCCAAGACCUACAAGAAAGCCUCCCAACUUUACCUCACGCGACGCCUGCCGGAAUCGCUUGCUAUUCUCCAGCCGAUUAUCACCGUCUCAACACCUCCAGAUGAGCAGCUCACCAAUGGCGAUUGUUCCGCCGCGGUCGCGCCGAUCGCCACUGCUCCCAGCACGUGGAGGAUCAAGGUGUGGAACCUCUACAUCACGCUUCUCAGCGGAAUAGUAGACCUCGGCGCAGAAGAGGGCAAGAACCAAUUUGGCCAGAGAGAAUGGAAAGCGAUCGCGACCCAAGUACGCGAAGGCGGCAUCUGGGAGACCGUUGUGCAGGUCGGCUAUCGGGGCCGGGAAGGUUCCGUGGACGCAGAGGUGGUCUACAACUUGGCUACUUUAAUUCUGAAUCACUCUUCCUCCCAGUCGCUCAACCAACAACGUCUCGAGACCUAUCUGUCAUCCUACGGGCAACCAAACCUAGACCUCGCGGAUCGCCUUCGCGAUGCAUCAGAUGGGCUUCAGCAGCACCGCAUUUCUGCCGCUAAUGGCACUGAUACUCCGAAGGACCUGGCCGCUCGCGUACGGAUUAUCGAGCUGUUCACUCUGCAUGUUCUUCCCCGGAACGAAGAAUGGGAAUAUGCUCAUGAAUUCAUUAACCUGAGCGAAGUUCUGGAUGAGGAGCGCAAAGAGUUGUUUAUUCAAACACUGGAGGGGUUGAAGGAAGAGAAGGAACGAGGAGAAAUGCGUGCGGCCGAGCUACAGCGCCAGAAAGACGCCGAACUUGAGCGCCAGCGGGAUGACGAGCGUCGGCAAGCGGAGGAAGAAGCAGCCGCAGCUGCACGGACCCAAGCGAAUGCCCACAAGCGCAGUACUAGUGAUGUCGACUCCGGAAUUGAAAAGGGUAGCUCGCGCAGCUCUCACAAGGGCAAGGGAUCCAAAUCGUCAGAGAAGUCACCAAGCGGUAAAUCCAACACAAGAACAGCGCUUUCAUCGUCAGGCUCCAAAGGCUCGAAGAAGCAGGUCAAGUCAGAAUCUCGGACGGGCCAAACUCGGGCUGUGUCGACCAUGCUGCACAAUCUGUUCAAGAAAAUUAUCGAGAGCGUGUCCGGUAACCCGCUCUCAAUAGCGCGCACUUUGCUCUUUGUAAUUGGUAUCCUGAUGGCUAUGAGCCGGCAGGAUGUGCGCGAACGAGUCCGCCGGAUUACGGGCUCUGCGUGGCAGAAGGUGAAGAGUACCGUUGGGAUGGGUGUGAAGGUGAGCUAUAUCUGA
Messenger RNA from Penicillium canariense, 1329 nucleotides. RefSeq names its product protein pex26 (gene pex26). The record is from RefSeq and is a predicted model, not a curated record. The transcript is spliced from 2 exons. Lineage: Eukaryota; Fungi; Ascomycota; Eurotiomycetes; Eurotiales; Aspergillaceae. The coding region runs from base 1 to 1329 and encodes 442 amino acids.